AUGCCAUCGGAUAGCGUUCAUAUCACAAUAUAUGAAUACUUUAGUACCGUACAUUAUCGAGUAGUUAAAGAAAAAGAAAUAUCAAAAUCAAAAUUGAUUGAAAUCUCUUCAAAACUACACAAUGAAGUUAAUGAUCGAAUUUGUAAACAACAAGUUUCAGCGAAAAUUAGUACACAUGGUUUAUCGUUUAUAUCAGGAAAUUUGGUUUAUGAUGCUCGUCAACCUGAAGAAACAGGUCUUGUUCCACUUGGUGAAGGUCCAAAAAUAGUUUCAGCACGAGAUUUUUACAAUGAUUUAUGUGAGAAAGUUGAACGUGAAAGAAGAUCAAAUAGAAAAAAUAAAUCUUCAAAUUAUCAUAAAGAUAUUGGUGAUGAUAUUCAAAUGAGUGAAUUUGCUUUACAAAAGAACGUUCCUUUGGGACCUGCUGACCUAGAUUUACUUGCUACAGUUGGGCCACGAACAAUACAUGUUUAUGAUAAACUAUGUGUAGUCGUUCUUUCAAAUAAGUGA
This is a messenger RNA of Rotaria socialis, 510 nucleotides long. The record is from the annotation of a GenBank genome assembly. NCBI's taxonomy places the organism in Eukaryota, Metazoa, Rotifera, Eurotatoria, Philodinida, Philodinidae.